AUGAAUACUCUGGGAGUUAUGUGUGUCAUCGUUUGUGAGUUGACACCUGAAGAGAUCGAUGAAUUUCGAGAAGCAUUCAUGAUGUUUGAUAAGGAUGGUAAUGGAACAAUCUCAACCAAAGAAUUGGGUAUAGCUAUGCGGUCGCUGGGACAGAAUCCAACUGAACAGGUUAGAUGUUGCUUCGAACUAUUUUUCAGUGCUCUAUUUUGUAAUCUUUGUUGUUUGUAA
Molecule: messenger RNA, 228 nt
Organism: Anisakis simplex (herring worm)
Lineage: Eukaryota; Metazoa; Nematoda; Chromadorea; Rhabditida; Anisakidae
Source: the annotation of a GenBank genome assembly